AUGGGUGGUGUGAGCAGUUGCUGCGGACCUAGACGAAAGAACAACUAUGAACCAUUAUUACUUGAGAAUGAAAGAGAGGCAGUAGCAGACCUGCUACAGUACUUGGAGAACCGUUCCACCACCAAUUUCUUUUCCGGCUCACCAUUAGCGGCUUUAACAACCUUGUCAUUCUCUGAUAAUGUGGAUCUACAAAGAUCAGCGGCAUUGGCGUUCGCAGAGAUAACCGAGAAAGAAGUUAGAGAAGUUGGUAGAGAUACUUUGGAUCCUGUUUUGUACCUUUUGACAAGUCAUGAUCAUGAGGUGCAAAGGGCUGCUAGUGCUGCCUUGGGCAAUUUGGCUGUGAACGCUGAAAACAAGUUAUUGAUCGUCUCCCUCGGUGGACUAGAACCUCUCAUCAGACAGAUGUUGUCAUCAAACGUAGAAGUUCAAUGUAAUGCCGUAGGAUGUAUAACCAAUUUGGCUACUCAUGACGAGAACAAAACCCAAAUCGCGAAAUCGGGAGCUUUGAUCCCUUUAACUAGAUUGGCUAAAUCAAAGGAUAUGAGAGUACAGAGGAACGCUACGGGUGCUUUGUUGAACAUGACUCAUUCAGACGAAAAUCGACAACAGCUUGUCGCAGCUGGAGCUAUCCCAGUAUUGGUCAGCUUGCUCAACUCGCCUGAUACCGAUGUGCAGUAUUAUUGUACUACUGCUCUGAGUAACAUCGCUGUAGACGGAACAAAUCGAAAACGAUUGGCAGCAUCUGAACCUAAAUUAGUACAAAGUCUCGUUCAGCUUAUGGAUAGCCAAAGUUUGAAGGUACAAUGUCAAGCUGCUUUGGCUCUUCGAAACCUUGCCAGUGAUGAGAAAUACCAACUAGAAAUCGUCAAAUUCGAUGGACUCAAACCCCUUCUCCGAUUACUUCACUCUUCCUAUCUCCCCUUGAUCCUGUCGGCCGCAGCGUGUGUUCGAAACGUUUCCAUCCACCCGGCCAACGAAUCGCCAAUAAUCGAUUCAGGCUUUUUGCAACCCUUGAUUGAGCUACUAUCCUUCGAUGAGAAUGAGGAAGUACAAUGCCAUGCUAUCUCAACUCUGCGAAAUUUGGCUGCUUCAAGUGAAAGGAACAAGGGCGCGAUUGUAGAAGCUGGUGCAGUAGAGAGGAUCAAGGAAUUGGUGUUGACGGUGCCAUUGGCGGUUCAAAGUGAAAUGACAGCCUGUGUUGCUGUUUUGGCUCUUAGUGACGAUCUCAAACCUCAGUUGCUCGAGAUGGGUAUCUGCGAGGUUCUCAUCCCGCUCACCAAUUCCUCCAGCGUGGAAGUUCAAGGUAACUCCGCUGCAGCACUGGGUAACCUGUCCUCGAAAGCCGCUGAGGACUAUGCACCGUUCAAUGCCGUGUGGAACAAACCGGACGGAGGAUUACAUGCGUACUUGGUUAGAUUCUUGAGUAGCGCCGAUAUAACCUUCCAACAUAUCGCUGUAUGGACUAUCGUGCAGCUCCUUGAAGCGGAAGAUGACCAAUUAACCAACAACAUCCGAUCCUCACCUAUCCUCAUGUCUUCUAUCCGACAACUCGCAGCUUCGCCACCACCUUCACGAGGAGGUCGGGGAAUCAACGAGGUCUCUCAAGGAUCAGAGGGAGAAGAGGAUUACGAAGAUGAUGGACUGGAUGGUGAAGGUGAAGGUGAAAUUGCUACUCUCGCACGAAGGAUCUUGGAUUUGACCGAAGAUGGAGCGAGGGAUAUCAACGAUGGAUCUCAUUUCUCGACUCACCAUCAAGGCGAGAACUCGACGUCGGGAGUAGCGGGUAGUUUGGGUAGUGAACAUGCUGCGUUGAGAGCUAGUGUGCAUAGGGCUUUGAGUGGAGGUCAUUAA
Kwoniella botswanensis is the source of this 1851-nucleotide messenger RNA. Its product is annotated as vacuolar protein 8. Bases 1 to 1851 code for a protein of 616 amino acids. The record is from RefSeq and is a predicted model, not a curated record. Gene Ontology annotation, cellular component: fungal-type vacuole membrane. NCBI's taxonomy places the organism in Eukaryota, Fungi, Basidiomycota, Tremellomycetes, Tremellales, Cryptococcaceae. Gene Ontology annotation, biological process: vacuole inheritance; nucleus-vacuole junction assembly. The transcript has 11 exons. Gene Ontology annotation, molecular function: protein-membrane adaptor activity; protein binding.